AUGAAAUUGAUCAUUGUUGGAUCCAGCGGCUUCGUUGGCAAAGAGCUUGUCCGGCAGGCCAUCACCAGUCCUGCUGUGACCUCAGUCGUGGCAAUUGCCCGCCGUGAAACGCCCGUUCCAGAGAGCCUCAAAGACUCUAGCGAUGUGGCAAAGUUGACAUCUGUCGUGUGCGACGACUUUUUGAAUUAUUCGGAUAAUGUCAAGCACCAGAUAUCCAAUGCCGAUGCCUGCAUUUGGCUGAUGGCUGUUACGCCGAGUAAUUCCGGGAAGAUGCCCUGGGAUGAAGUUCGCAAGAUCUGCUUGGACUACACCAUUGCUGGCCUUGAAGAGUUGUCCAAAGCCCCCCGAGAUAAUGCGAAAAAGCCUCUGCAGUUUGUAUAUGUCAGUGGUGCCAACGCUGAGCGUGAUCAAUCCAAAAAGCCAUGGAUUCUGGGCGACUACUGUCUCAUGAGGGGAGAGGUGGAAACUCGCGUCUUAGACUUUGCUAAGAAUUCCAACAACGCUAUCGAGGCUUGCAUAGUCAAGCCAGGUCUCAUUCGAGAUCCUCAGCAGGGAAACAUGCUCAUCAACACCUUUCAGAAUGUCGCCACUAGUAUCAUCAACCUCCCCGUCGUUUAUUUGCACGAUGUGGCGGCGACGUUACUCAACCAGGCAACAGAAGGAUUUGAGAAGGAAACGCUGGAUUGCGACGACAUCGUGAGGAUUGGAAAAAAGACCUAG
Trichoderma virens Gv29-8 is the source of this 720-nucleotide messenger RNA. RefSeq lists its product as uncharacterized. Gene Ontology annotation, biological process: steroid biosynthetic process. NCBI's taxonomy places the organism in Eukaryota, Fungi, Ascomycota, Sordariomycetes, Hypocreales, Hypocreaceae. Gene Ontology annotation, molecular function: 3-beta-hydroxy-Delta5-steroid dehydrogenase (NAD+) activity. The coding region runs from base 1 to 720 and encodes 239 amino acids. The transcript is spliced from 3 exons. The record is from RefSeq and is a predicted model, not a curated record.